GCUCGGUAAAUCCUAAGAACGUUCGGGACAGAAAGUCGUUCGUGAUAAACAAUAAGACACGACGCAUACACGUGCACGUUUUCUAUUGUACGUGUCUGUUGAUCGGUUGUUUUCAAGGACAAAGUUCAAUGUUUCCUCAAGGUUCCAGGAUGCAAGAAGAGAAACCGGUAUAUAACGAGCGUAUUCCUAGAAGCUACUAACACUUUUGUCCCGGACCGUCAAACGUCUCUGAGAGAGCUGCGCGGUAUAUACAUACACACAUAUAUAUAUAUACAUAUAAGAUAUUGUUCUCUCUGAUUAGUCUCUAUAUGUACACACACGUCCACCUGUGACUAAUAGAUUCGAAUCGUUAUUUCGUAAUCGGAAAUCUUCUCGACCACUUGUUCUGGAACUGCGGAGUCGACAAAAUGUUGCAAUUCGUAUUUGUGUGUCUGCUCGUCGCGACAUCCUUCGCGCAAGAUUGCGGAGAAAAGGACGAAAACUGUUCCACACCGGCGUCGGAAUUCAAUCAGGACACCGAUUGGCAAUCGGCUAAAUCGUUCUACGAUUUUCACGCGAACGACAUCACGGGCAAGGACGUGCCGUUGAAGAAUUAUCGCGGCCACACGUUGAUCAUCGUCAACGUCGCCAGUUACUGCGGAUUAACGGAAACGAAUUACAAGCAGCUACAGGAACUGUACGACAAGUACAGCGAGUCCAAGGGUUUGAGAAUCCUCGCGUUUCCCUCGAAUCAAUUUGCCGGACAGGAACCGGGCACGUCCGAAGAGAUUCAAAACUUCGUGAAGCAGUACAACGUCACUUUCGACAUGUUCGAGAAGAUUGACGUGAACGGCGACAACGCUCAUCCGCUGUACAAAUGGCUGAAGACGCAAAAGGAGGGUCUUCUCACCAACGAUAUCAAAUGGAAUUUCACCAAGUUCAUCGUCGACAAAAAUGGCAAAGUGGUAGAGAGAUUCGCUCCGACUACCACCCCGUUUGAUAUGGAAGACACUUUGAAAAAGUACUUUUAAAACAAUUUGUAAGACAAUACUCGCCGCUUCUCUCUAUGUAUAGGACUUGUAACAAUUUUACGUACAAUAUAUUAACAAUAUACUCAUGUAAUAUUACAGUUAUGUACAUAGUUGUAAUACUAAACAAGAUUUGUAAACUCAUUUUUUCUCCUUACGUUCCGGAGUAGUGUUUAUAUAAAGAAAAGUUUUCGUAAAUAUAGUGUAAAACAAAAAUAAAAAAAAAUAAAAUAUUGAGUGCAAUAUA
Molecule: messenger RNA, 1254 nt
Organism: Pseudomyrmex gracilis
Lineage: Eukaryota; Metazoa; Arthropoda; Insecta; Hymenoptera; Formicidae
Product: probable phospholipid hydroperoxide glutathione peroxidase
Exons: 2
Coding region: 408-1010 (200 amino acids)
Biological process (GO): response to oxidative stress
Molecular function (GO): glutathione peroxidase activity
Source: RefSeq, a predicted model, not a curated record